AGUGAGGUUGGGACAUUCGACACCAUACAAGUUUGAAUUUUUCUUCGUCAUUCGUCAACAAAAAUAUUAAAAAGUUUUAAAGCAAUUUAAAUUCUUUAAGGAGUACAAUUAAAGAUGUUUGCUAUAAUUAAUAAGAUACUCGACUGGUUCAAGUCAUUGUUUUGGAAAGAAGAAAUGGAACUUACCCUUGUGGGGCUUCAGUAUUCCGGAAAAACAACCUUUGUCAAUGUGAUUGCUAGCGGCAAUUUCAGCGAAGAUAUGAUUCCAACUGUUGGGUUUAACAUGAGAAAAGUUACAAAAGGCAAUGUCACGAUUAAAGUUUGGGAUAUCGGUGGACAGCCACGAUUUAGAUCAAUGUGGGAGCGGUAUUGUCGUGGUGUGAAUGCUAUUGUGUACAUGGUAGAUGCAGCAGAUUUAGAUAAAAUGGAAGCUUCAAGAAAUGAACUCCACUCCUUGUUGGAUAAGCCACAACUAGCAGGAAUUCCCGUUCUUGUAUUGGGAAACAAGCGAGAUUUACCUGGUGCCCUAGAAGAGACAGGACUGAUUGAAAGGAUGAAUUUGUCAUCCAUACAAGAUCGUGAGAUAUGUUGUUAUAGUAUUUCGUGUAAGGAAAAAGAUAACAUCGACAUUACGUUACAGUGGUUAAUUGCUCACUCAAAAAGUCAAGCUAAUCGUUGAAUUAAAUUGUCUUCUUCAAAAUAUAAAAAAAUGUUUAUCGCUUUCAUUGGGUAAAGAGUAAAAGUUUUAUCAAUCAACAUCCAUUUAAGUCAAAUAGUCUCUUGUGAAUAUUAUUAAUCUUUGUAAAUGAAUAUAAGGAAAGUUCGCUCUGCGGUUUGUGUUGAAGCAUAAACUCCAAAAGAAUGAAGGAAGAAUUAUCUACAAUUUAUUAAAUAUUAGAGAUAAAUAAGAACUGAAAUGAAAAUAAGCCAUGCGCAUUCCCUGAAAUUCUAGCGACUUUCUAUGACAUUGGAAUUAUUUAAUUCCUACUAAAAUAUGUAUUUAAAUCGAUGUCAUUAUUUUAGUGAUAAUUUUGCGAUAAUUUUAAUUAUAUUUGCUUUCAUUUUAUCAAAUUUAUAAGUUUUCCAAUCCCUUUAUACCACAUGAAAAGCACAGAAAUCUCAAUGAGAAAUAUGAGUAAAUAUUAAUCAUCUAAUAAACUUAAAAUUAUUCCCAAAUCAUAAAACGAAACAUUAAUUUAAUUUCUUCAAGAUAUUUAUUAUUUUUGUUAUGAAAGAAAAGUCAGAAAUUAGAGCCAGUAGUGCCUGCAUUUUCAUCUGGCAUAAACGAUGACGUUCGCAUUAAAAACUUCUUUGGAAAAUUACAAGAAUAUGUAAGAAUUCAUACAAUUACAAGUUGAAUUGUUUUGUUCUAAUUCUUUUUAUUAGAUUUCAGAAGAUACUAAAUGAAUCAACGUCGUGAGGAAGCAAGAUAUUCAAACAGUUGCUGUAAUAGACAUAAACUCUAAUUCUGAAUUCAUAAAAAAUUAAAAUAAAGUUUAAUUCUGAUUAGUUAAAUAAAAAAAUAUGAGUAAUUUAAUUUCAAAGC
This is a messenger RNA of Clunio marinus, 1545 nucleotides long. The record is from the annotation of a GenBank genome assembly. Lineage: Eukaryota; Metazoa; Arthropoda; Insecta; Diptera; Chironomidae.